AUGCCCGCUCUCGGCUCUUCCAUUCCCUUUGGUUCAAAGAUCACUCGGGUUCCUAUGGAAUUCACAGAUAAUUGGGGCGAAGGUGAGACUUUCGAUUGGUAUCGCAGGCUCCGCAAGUCGAAUUCGAGUGAAGUCAAAAGCUUGCAAGUGAGAGUAGACCGUGGCAAGCCUCCCCAUCGGUUUGUCCUUGCUCAUUUAGAUAAUGGAACAGUAUGGCGAUUUGACAGGCGCCCCGAAACAGGGAAUCUGGGCACUCUCCUUUUUGAAACCGUUCUCCCAGCCUCCCAUCGCCACGCCGCGGAUGACCGGUGCUUUGUGCCAAAGGAGCAUCUCAUCAUGAUAACCGCCGGGUCUAUAUGUGAGAUUGAAGUGAACCUGCCUCCAGGUACCGAUCUCCUCUUGGUGAUCUCGGUAUGUUUUUCGAUCUCUCAAGAUCGUGAAGCGCGCUACUAUGACCUGCUUAAAUACAACUGCUACUUCUUUUCUUGGACGAUCAUUCUUGUCGUAACCCGGCACACUUUCCCCUUCAGCGUACCAUCUCCAAGUGAUAUUGCAAAAUACUUAGAACCAAAGCGGGAUGGACUGGCCCGGUCAUUGACCAACAAGACCGUCAAGGUUUUGUUGGGCAUCGUUUUAAACGUUAUUACUGCAAUACGCGUAAAAACAGACUCCACCAUUCAAGACGGGAUGUCCUUUGGGAACCGUAUCGUCUGGAAGCUUCCACCGAGUUCCAUGCGCUUCGUUCUUCAUCAGGUCCUGAAGAUGCAAAUGCACUUAGGGCUCAAAGAUCUCCUCUAUAGUAAGAUGCGUGAUCAGGUCGCCUCGGGGGAAAACGACCUUCUUGCAGAUCUGUGGGAAAAGCGGGUAGAAACCAAUAAGCAGGUUGAACAACGGCUUUGGGUCCAAAAGCUGGCCGAUGAUUUCAAGCCCAAGUUAGAAGAAAAGCUCGUUAGAAUCAUAUGGGAUCUUAUCCUUGAUAUGGUGGCUGCCGUUCAAGCGGGGGAUGGCUCGGAGCCAUUGGCGUUUGGGGAACAACAGAAAAAUAGAUCUCGUAUAAAGAGCUUGAUUUUUGGUGAUGCUCAAUGGAUCCACGUUUGGAACGAGGCGCUCAAAAUGGGUCUACCUGCCGCUCGCGACGCCGCCCAUGGACAGUCGGGACCGUUACAGCCUAUCGAACCGGCAACUGAUCAAGAAAAUAUGAGUCGGUGUACAGCAUACAGAAAGCUACAUGGCGAUAUUUUCGAAAUAGCUUUCAAGGCAGCAUCUGGCGCGUCCCUCGAAGGAGCUCAGCGGGCGGUAAGAGAGACAGAGGACUCCAAUAAGAAUCCCAAGACAGCCGCAAUGUGGGUGAAGAUUUGGGAGGUCUGGGACACGGUCUGGGGGGUGGCGAACCAAACUGCAAAAGAUGGUGUUGUUCGGAUUGUUGAACAAGGGGUCGAGGAGAUUAUUGAGCUAGUGACGGGGGAGGUGGUAACAACAGUGGGGGAGAUGUACGAGCAAAAUACACAGAUAUUGGUGAAACACCGGAAGGGGAAGAAGGAUAAGACACUUCGAUCUAUUAGUAACUUACAAACCCAUAUAUCCGAAUCUGUGAAAUCCGCAUACAGCACUGCACCUCAGAAUGUACCGACGAUUCGCAUAGCAAUGGAGAGGAUUUGGGAGAAAUCGAGAUCCACAUAUGCACCAUUGGAUUCAGCAUGA
Molecule: messenger RNA, 1701 nt
Organism: Rhizoctonia solani
Lineage: Eukaryota; Fungi; Basidiomycota; Agaricomycetes; Cantharellales; Ceratobasidiaceae
Exons: 2
Coding region: 1-1701 (566 amino acids)
Source: RefSeq, a predicted model, not a curated record